AUGCGACAGCAGGGUAGAAACCUGCGUGCUCAGGUGUGGGCAACCCGCGCCCCCUGGAAGCCGCGGCGCACCAAGGAUCACUCCAUCGGAGGGUCCCCCUUGGGCGUAUCGGGGAGCGUCCAGGAGGAGGCCGUCCAGGAGGGGGGGUUCACAGACUGUGGCCCGAGGCAUGUGCGCGGCCCAGGCUCUGAAAUUCGCCGGCCCAACGGGCAAGAGGCGUGCAACAUCCUCAGCAACAAGUUCAGAAUGCUUCUGGCUCGCGCGCGCGUGGCAGCCCCUGGGCGGAGGAGGAGGAGGAGGAGGAGGAGGAGGAGAAGGAGGAAGAGGAGGAAGCGGGCACUUCUCGGCGGGGCCCUGCGCCGCACUCCCGCCGGUCACUAA
Messenger RNA from Prorocentrum cordatum, 381 nucleotides. The record is from the annotation of a GenBank genome assembly. Lineage: Eukaryota; Dinophyceae; Prorocentrales; Prorocentraceae.